Pseudocercospora fijiensis CIRAD86 is the source of this 880-nucleotide messenger RNA. RefSeq lists its product as uncharacterized. The record is from RefSeq and is a predicted model, not a curated record. The transcript is spliced from 2 exons. NCBI's taxonomy places the organism in Eukaryota, Fungi, Ascomycota, Dothideomycetes, Mycosphaerellales, Mycosphaerellaceae. Bases 33 to 779 code for a protein of 248 amino acids.
AACAGAAAUCCACACUUUCUGCUAUCCCGAUCAUGCCAGGUCGUCUUGAAGGAAAGGUUGCCAUCGUAACUGGAGGUGCAGGUGGAUUUGGAAAGGGGAUUGCACAGAAGUUUAAAGAUGAAGGAGCCAAAGUGGUGAUCGCUGAUUUCGUCGAGGACGCUGGCAAAAAAACCGCGGAAGAGGUUGGAUGCGAGUUUCACCGAACAGACGUCACGAAGCGAGAGGACUGGGAAUGUAUCAAGAAAUUCGUGGAUGAGAAGUUUGGGAAAUUGGAUUUGGUCAUCAAUAACGCUGGAACGACGUAUCGCAACAAGCCCACCGCCGAAGUCACCGACGAAGACUACGACAAAGUCUUCGCCGUCAACGUCAAAUCCGUCUACCUCUCCACAAACGUGCUGGUACCCUACAUCCAAUCCAAAGGCAACGGCGGCUGUUUCAUCACCAUCGCUUCCACGGCCGGAAUCCGACCUCGACCGGGUCUGACGUGGUACAAUUCUUCCAAAGCGGCGGUCAUCAAUGCUUCCAGGACUCUGGCGGUGGAGUAUGCCAAGGACAAAAUUCGGUUUAAUACUGCGUGCCCCGUCGUCGGGUUGGGUACUGGUCUGACGGAUUUCUUUUUGGGGAAGCCGGAGAAUCAGGCUGCGUUCCUCGCUACUGUGCCGUUGGGACGGGGCUCGACUCCCCGGGAUGUGGCUAAUACUUGUUGCUUUUUGUGUAGUGAUGAGGCGGAUUUUUUGACGGGCGUGGAUGUUCCGGUUGAUGGGGGACGCUGUGUUUGAGGGUUUGGCGAGACUACUGUGGAAUUCGGUGGUUCUUCAGACUAAUGGCCAAGCCUACGCUCAAAGCUGCAAUGCUUGCAUGAUAACUUUCGCUGAUCUUG